AUGGUAGCUGGGAUUGCUGCAGGCAUCGCACUGUUCUUUCUGAUUAUCGGCGUUGUAGCAUGUGUUUGCUGCAGGAAAAAAAAGGAAAAGGUGGCGAAGAAGAAGAAGACUCCUAAUUCUAUAAACUAUUAUCCUGAUCCGGGGGUCAAAGGCAAUAAUUACUACAACAUUGGGGCCAAGCUCCCACCACCUCCAGGCAAGGCUUGGAAUCCACCUCAUAGUCCCGCAGCCAUCAACAACGAAAACAGCGUUGGUUACUCAGAACCAAAUGGUCCUCCAAUUGGUUUCGUUAAGAGCUCAUUCAGCUAUGAAGAGUUGGCAGCAGCUACAAAUGGGUUCUCUGAGGAAAACAUAUUAGGACAGGGUGGUUUUGGCUAUGUGCACAAAGGAAUAUUACCAAAUGGACAAGAGGUUGCAGUGAAACAGCUUAAGGCAGGAAGUGGGCAAGGUGAGAGAGAGUUCCAGGCAGAGGUUGAGAUCAUUAGCAGAGUUCAUCAUCGCCACUUGGUCUCCCUCGUUGGUUACUGCAUUGUUGGGUCUCAACGGUUGCUUGUAUAUGAGUUUGUUCCUAACAAGACUCUUGAGUUCCACCUUCAUGGAAAGGACCAACCAACAAUGGAUUGGCCUACCAGAAUGAGAAUUGCUUUAGGAUCAGCUAAAGGCCUUGCCUACUUGCAUGAAGAUUGUCAUCCUCGCAUCAUCCAUCGAGACAUCAAAGCUUCAAAUAUUUUACUGGAUUAUAGAUUUGAGGCGAAGGUUGCGGACUUCGGACUGGCUAAGCUAUCUUCAGACAACUACACCCACAUCUCCACUCGUGUCAUGGGAACGUUUGGGUAUCUAGCUCCUGAAUAUGCAUCAAGUGGCAAGCUUUCUGAGAAGUCUGAUGUCUUCUCAUUCGGUGUGAUGCUUCUGGAGCUUAUAACAGGAAAGAGGCCAGUUCACAGCAAUCCUAUGGAGGAUAGCUUGGUUGAUUGGGCAAGGCCUCUAUUGACACAGGCAUUAACUGAUGAAAACUAUGAGGAGCUGGAGGUGCUGGUUGAUCCAAGACUGGAGGGAAAUUACAGCAAAAUGGAGAUGGCGCGGAUGGUAACAUGCGCUGCUACUAGUGUUCGCCAUUCUGCUAAAAUGCGUCCAAAGAUGAGCCAGAUUGUAAGAGCACUGGAAGGUGACUCAUCUCUUGAGGACUUGACUGAGGGCGUGAAGCCUGGGCAAAGCAUGCAGUUUACUUCUAGUUCAGAGCAUGAAUCAGGCUCCUACGCCUCUAAGAUGAGGCGUUUCAGAAAGGCUGUAUUUAACAGCAAUGAUUUGAGCCAAGAGUACAGUGGACAGACUAGUGACUAUGGCCGCAAUCCCUCAUCAUCAAGUAGUUCUGAAGAGAUAUCCGCACAGACUAGACUAGAGAAGUGA
Molecule: messenger RNA, 1407 nt
Organism: Dendrobium catenatum
Lineage: Eukaryota; Viridiplantae; Streptophyta; Magnoliopsida; Asparagales; Orchidaceae
Product: putative proline-rich receptor-like protein kinase PERK6
Exons: 8
Coding region: 1-1407 (468 amino acids)
Biological process (GO): protein phosphorylation
Molecular function (GO): protein kinase activity; ATP binding
Source: RefSeq, a predicted model, not a curated record